AUGUCCACACGAAAGCCCGUCUUCAACCAGAAGGUCCUCUACGACACGACGCCCCUGCCCGACUCGAUCCCCAAGGUCAAGGAGCUCGGCGCCAGCUCGGCCCCGCUCCUGUCGGCGUCCUUCUUCAUCGGCGCGCGGUGCGGUGCCUACAAUGACGACUUCAUGCAAUGCAAGACCGACAACCCCGGCAAGGGCGAGUUCGAGUGUCUGAAGGAGGGCCGGAGGGUCACCAGAUGCGCCCGGAGCGUGAUCGAGGAUAUCAACAAGUCCUGCCUGGAGCAGUUCCGUAAACACUGGGAGUGCCUCGACAACAACAACCAACAGCUCUGGCAGUGUCGGCCAGCCGAGUGGAAGCUGAACAAGUGCGUGUUUGAGAACUUGAAGCUCGAAAAGGUCAUCCCGGACCAGCCCAAGAACUCGACCCCGGUGCACCUGAGACAAAAGCAGAUCUACUCCCACCAUACCAUCCCGCCGACCGCCGAGCCGUUCAUCGCACCCAAGUCUGCUGCCGCCCCGACAUCGUGA
This is a messenger RNA of Lasiosphaeria miniovina, 525 nucleotides long. RefSeq lists its product as uncharacterized. The record is from RefSeq and is a predicted model, not a curated record. The coding region runs from base 1 to 525 and encodes 174 amino acids. Gene Ontology annotation, biological process: mitochondrial electron transport, NADH to ubiquinone. NCBI's taxonomy places the organism in Eukaryota, Fungi, Ascomycota, Sordariomycetes, Sordariales, Lasiosphaeriaceae. The transcript has 4 exons.